This is a messenger RNA of Cucurbita maxima (winter squash), 1985 nucleotides long. RefSeq names its product protein disulfide isomerase-like 1-4. Gene Ontology annotation, cellular component: endoplasmic reticulum. Gene Ontology annotation, biological process: response to endoplasmic reticulum stress; protein folding. Bases 43 to 1812 code for a protein of 589 amino acids. The transcript has 12 exons. Gene Ontology annotation, molecular function: protein disulfide isomerase activity. The record is from RefSeq and is a predicted model, not a curated record. NCBI's taxonomy places the organism in Eukaryota, Viridiplantae, Streptophyta, Magnoliopsida, Cucurbitales, Cucurbitaceae.
CAAACUCACCAGAUCUGUUUCGGAUCCGAAAUUCUUCUCACAAUGGCUACUCGAACUCUUCUUCUUCUUGCUGUGGCUGCUCUGCUUCUCUUCUCCAAUUCCGUUCUCUGUAAAGAUGAUUCCCCUGCCAAAGAUCCACCCGCCAAGGCCACCGACGACGAUGAUGAAGAUCUCAGUUUUCUAGAGGAGCCGAACGAGGCUCACGGUGCCUCCGGUCAUAAUCUACCUGAUUUUGAUAAUUUCGAAGGAGGAGCUGAGGAUGAGGAUUUUGGGGACUUGUCAGACUUCGAAGACUCGGAAGGUGACGGGGAUGAGCACAAGGCGCCGGUUGUGGAUGACAAGGACGUUGUCGUCUUGAAGGAGGGUAACUUCAGUGAUUUUGUCAAGAAGAAUCGGUUUGUUAUGGUGGAGUUUUAUGCUCCGUGGUGUGGUCAUUGCCAGGCGUUGGCGCCAGAAUACGCGGCUGCGGCCACUGAAUUGAAGGGCGAGAACGUGGUUUUGGCGAAGGUUGAUGCGACGGAGGAGAACGAAUUGGCGCAGCAGUAUGAUGUUCAAGGAUUUCCUACUGUUUAUUUCUUCUCUGAUGGAGUACACAAGCCUUAUCCUGGACAGAGGACCAAGGAUGCUAUAGUAACCUGGAUCAAGAAGAAGACCGGACCUGGUAUUUACAACAUAACUUCGGUGGAAGAUGCUGAACGGAUUCUGACUUCUGAAACUAAGCUUGCUGUUGGUUACCUGAACUCCUUGGUGGGCUCUGAGAGCGAUGAGCUUGCUGCUGCUUCAAGACUGGAAGAUGAUGUCAACUUUUACCAAACGGUGAAUCCUGAAGUGGCAAAGCUUUUCCACAUUGAAGCUUCAGCGAAACGCCCUGCCUUGGUCCUGCUUAAGAAGGAGGCUGAAAAACUGAGCCGCUUUGAUGGGGAGUUUUCCAAGUCUUCAAUUGCUGAAUUUGUUUUUGCCAAUAAGCUUCCUUUGGUUACAACGUUUACUAGAGAAAGCGCACCUUUGAUUUUUGAAAGUUCAAUUAAGAAACAGUUGAUUCUAUUUGCAAUUUCAAAUGAUUCAGAGAAACUCCUCCCAAUAUUUGAAGAAUCAGCGAAGUCUUUUAAAGGAAAGCUCAUUUUCGUUUAUGUGGAGAUUGAUAAUGAAGAUGUUGGAAAGCCAGUAUCAGAGUAUUUCGGCAUUAGCGGCAAUGGUCCACAGGUUCUUGGAUACACUGGAAAUGAGGACAGCAAGAAAUUUGUGCUUGAUAAGGAUGUUACCUUGGAAAAUAUUAAGGCUUUUGGAGAAAAUUUCUUGGAAGACAAGCUAAAACCCUUUUAUAAGUCAGAUCCCAUUCCUGAGACUAAUGAUGGUGACGUGAAAAUAGUGGUUGGAAAUAACUUUGAUGAAAUUGUUUUAGAUGAAUCCAAGGACGUUCUCCUCGAGAUUUAUGCUCCUUGGUGUGGGCAUUGCCAAGCACUGGAACCAACUUACGACAAGCUUGCUAAACAUCUACGUGGCAUCGAUUCACUCGUCAUUGCUAAGAUGGACGGCACAACAAAUGAGCAUCCCCGGGCAAAGUCCGAUGGAUUCCCAACAAUUCUGUUCUUCCCUGCGGGAAAUAAGAGCUUUGAUCCUAUCACUGUCGAUACCGAUCGGACAGUCGUGGCGUUCUACAAAUUCCUAAAGAAAAAUGCAUCAAUCCCAUUUAAGUUACAGAAGCCAGUUUCUUCAAGUGCAAAGGCCGAGGAUGGUGAAGGCAAAUCCGGUGAUGAUGCCAAAGAAAGCGGAAAGAAGAGCAGCACCACUGACGUAAAGGAUGAAUUGUGAAGAGGUAUUGUAGUUUUGUAAGUUAUGCAUUAUCUUUUAUUCCCCUUUUUGUUGCCUCCCAGAUUUGUAGACGACAAUACUACAAACCAAAAAUCGAAACAAAACACCGGAUUUUCCCCCCUUACUAGAGAAGUCUUGAAAGAAACUAAUAACAUAGAUGCCUAUUUUAUUUA